AAGAGGGGUGACGAGAUCGAUCCUGAGGGGUUUUCGGCGGGCGGGGGAAAAGGUGGAGGAUGGGUGAAACGGGAGGGGGAUAGAGGAGGGCGAAAGAACAAAGAGGGUAGCGGGAAGGAGGAAGAAGAGAGGGAUAGAGGAAUCAGGGGAGAGGGAGAAGAAGGAGAUGGAGAGAGAGAGGAGGGAGAAGAGGCGGGAGGGAGGGGAUACGGUACGGAAGAGGAGAAGAAGUGGUGGUAGCGAGAAUAGAGGAAAGGUGGAAGAGGAAGAGAAGAGGAAGAAGGAGGAGGAGGAAGAGGAAGAGGAAGAGGAAGAGGAAGAGGAAGAGGAAGAGGAAGAGGGGAGGGAGUUAGGAAGAGAAGGUGGGAGCAGCAAACAGACGGACAGAGAGGCGCAGAAAGGCAGGAGGAGGAAAGAAAGAGCUUGGAGAGAGAAUAAUGUUCACAAAGCGGGUAGGCAGGCGGCGCUGGCUGGCUGGCUGGCUAACUGGCAAAGUGACUUUUUAACUAGCACCUACCCGCUUCACUUCCUUCACAUUAUCACUCCUCCGCUUCCUCCACAUUCUCCCCUUCCCUUUCCCUUUCCCCUCCUUCUCCUCACUCUUCAAUCUUCCCUCACUUUCAGGUAUCUUUUUGUUUCUCCUCAUGUCCCAAUUGCUGAGUUGCAAAUGUCUCUCAGACGACUCGAUGGUGGUGGUGGUGGUGGUGGUGCCACUGCUUGUUUUCGUUUUCACUUGUACUACUCUCGGGACUGUGAUUACUACGACUACAUCUCCCCCUCGUGCACAGUCAAUCGCUUCGGUUUUCUAAGGGAUUGUCUGAGAGCUCUUGACAGCAGAUCUUCCGUGCAUUGAAUGCGAUGCAGAUAGCCUACUUAUCGACCUCAAAGAUGACCUUCUGUACCUUCAUCGCAUUGAAGAGCUCAUAGGCCUCAACGGCCUGUGAAAGAGGCAUGAUCUUGUCCGC
Aspergillus fijiensis CBS 313.89 is the source of this 965-nucleotide messenger RNA. RefSeq lists its product as uncharacterized. Lineage: Eukaryota; Fungi; Ascomycota; Eurotiomycetes; Eurotiales; Aspergillaceae. The record is from RefSeq and is a predicted model, not a curated record. Bases 167 to 853 code for a protein of 228 amino acids. The transcript has a single exon.